CUAUAAUUCCUCUGAUUAGCUAAGUCCAAAUUUCUACCCUCUGCGUGACGAGCCCCGGCUUUAUUAGGGUUUCUCGAAAUUCAAUCUCAAGCUCAUUCAUGGACCAUCAAUGGCGCCCAAUACUUCCUCCUGAAGGCAAUAUCUGCCCCAUUUGCUCCGCUCCUCACUUCCCAUUUUGCCCCCCCCAAACCCUUCCUCCUUAUCCUACGUACAACCAAAACCCUAGAUUCCCACCACAUCCAAAUUAUCCACCACACGACCCGUACCAUGCGGGUAUGCCUAACCAGUACGUGGACAAUCCAAACGACGGGUGGCACAGAAACCAGAGUUUUGAUUACAGGGGAGGAUUUGGGCUGUCAGUGUAUGAUUACAACAAUAAUAAUAGCAAUAGUAGUAGUAAUGGCUAUAUUGGUGAGGUAGAUGGGAGAUUUAAGCGGCCUAGGGUUGAUGAGGUUGGAUCUACUUUGUAUGGGCACGAUAAUAACCAAAAUCCGGCAAACUUCUUAUCGGAGGAUGAGCGUAGAUUGAAGCUGAUACGCGAUCAUGGCGUUGCUUUGAGUGGGGAUUUGACGAAUGUUAGUUAUGGUUCGGAUUUCAAUGCAAGUUAUGGUAGGAAUGUAGAUAUGAAUAAUCACUUUGAGUGUUCGAGGAACGGGGAGCCUAAUCGUUUACAGAAUGAUGGGAGUGCCAUGUACAGUCCUUUCCAUCCAAAUGCUCGAAUGCAGCAGUCGCGCGAAUCUCAGAGUCUGCCUUAUCGAGUCCCUGAAGUUCGUAACGCGCAUUAUGGUGAUCUUAGUUUGGCACAGAAUCAGUUUAAUGAAUCAAUGUCAGCGAAGGGACCUCAUUAUUCUCAUAUGAGUAACUGGCAGGAAAAUCAGCCAUCGCAAUCUUAUGGAAUGCCUAAUUAUUUGAGACCUGAUUAUCAAACCCCUGGCCACGGUAUGAACGAGCCAGGAGGUUACUUGCCUUGCCCUGAAAAUAGGGUAAUCGGUGGUCAACCUCCUCCUCCACCUCUUCCUGCUUCACCACCGCCUCCUGUUCCAAUGGAACGUUUUAAAGCCUACUCUUCGCCACCAAAAACUUCCUUGUUUCCAGUUCCUAUUAGUUCCUCAGCAAGCAAUUCCUACUUGCAAAAUAAGCCUCUUUCACAUGCUUCAACUGCCUUUUCUUCAGAGGAAUGGCAAACAUCGUCUCUGCCAAAGCAGCUAUCUCCAGAUAAGCCAACAAUCAUUGAUGCUUCCCAAUUGUUUAAGCAGCCUUAUCGGGCUGCCCGUCCUGAUCAUAUUGUGAUAAUCCUACGAGGGCUUCCAGGUAGUGGUAAGAGCUACUUGGCAAAGAUGAUGCGUGAUCUUGAGGUUGAAAAUGGUGGUAAUGCCCCACGAAUUCAUUCAAUGGACGACUAUUUCAUGACUGAAGUUGAAAAGAAGGUUGAGGACAGUGAUGCUUCAAAAUCUUCUAGCUUGGGUAGAGGCAAGAAACUAACUAUGAAGAAGGUCAUGGAGUAUUGUUAUGAACCCGAAAUGGAGGAGGCUUAUCGAGACAGCAUGUUGAAAGCUUUCAAAAAGACCCUUGAGGAGGGAAUCUUCACGCUUGUUAUUGUGGAUGACCGCAAUCUGCGGGUAGCUGAUUUUGCUCAGUUUUGGGCAAUUGCAAAGAGAUCUGGCUAUGAAGUUUACAUAUCAGAAGCUCCAUAUAAAGACCCUGUGGGCUGUGCAGCUAGGAAUGUACAUGGUUUUACACUAACUGAAAUAAAGGACAUGGCUCGGCAGUGGGAAGAAGCUCCGGCAUUAUACUUGCAACUGGAUAUCAAGUCAUUAUUCCACGGUGAUGAUCUGAAGGAAAGUGGAAUUCAAGAGGUUGAUAUGGAUACUGAAGAUGAUGAUAAUCCACCUGGACUGCUGGAAAGAAAUACUGAGAAGGCCAUACCUGAACUCUUGGAGGAUAAUCUGCCUCAGGUUCCUCCAAAAGAUGGGAAGAGAUGGGAUGCUGAAGAGGACCAUUCUGCACAAGGAGUGAAAGAAUUAGGUAAAAGUAAAUGGUCAGAUGAUUUAGAUGAAGAUGAUACAGAAGGGUAUGAAAGAAUGAAGGGCAAUUUAAAUGCUCUUUCUGGGUUAAUUCAAGCAUAUGGAAAGCAAGGAAAAUCCGUGCGUUGGAGCGACCAGGUUGGCAAUACUGGUUUUUCUAUAGGUGCAGCAAAGGCAAAUGUGCGGUCUUUAGUGAUUGGACCAGGUGCUGGAUACAAUUUGAAGUCCAACCCAUUACCCAAGGAUGGAAGCCUAACAUCAACCCAUAGUAUGGGCGAGUCGAGGAGACAGAGCACUUUCCAAGAACGACUCCGAGCAGAACACGAGUCCUUUAAAGCUGUUUUUGAUAAGAGGAGAAGACGGAUAGGGGGACUUGAUUUAGAGGAGGAAUAAUAAUAUAUGUUGUGAUUCUAUGCUCAAGCAGUUUUUGAUGUACUUAAUUUUUUGUAUUCUUUGCAGGUUCCUUGCUGUUGUCUGUAAUUAUUGGGUUGAGGAAAAAAAAUAGUGGUCAUUUCCUGCAUGUGUAAUUUAAACAAAAAACAAAACUAUUCAAUUGGUAGAAAUAAAAUAUUUUAUCUACCACCA
This is a messenger RNA of Hevea brasiliensis (rubber tree), 2609 nucleotides long. RefSeq lists its product as uncharacterized. Gene Ontology annotation, biological process: regulation of telomere maintenance. The transcript has 13 exons. The coding region runs from base 99 to 2417 and encodes 772 amino acids. The record is from RefSeq and is a predicted model, not a curated record. Gene Ontology annotation, cellular component: nucleus. Lineage: Eukaryota; Viridiplantae; Streptophyta; Magnoliopsida; Malpighiales; Euphorbiaceae.